This is a messenger RNA of Pelmatolapia mariae (spotted tilapia), 2384 nucleotides long. RefSeq lists its product as uncharacterized. Gene Ontology annotation, molecular function: nucleotide binding. The transcript has 18 exons. Lineage: Eukaryota; Metazoa; Chordata; Actinopteri; Cichliformes; Cichlidae. Bases 148 to 1461 code for a protein of 437 amino acids. The record is from RefSeq and is a predicted model, not a curated record.
UUGUCGGUUGAUAUUCUUGUUCGAAGAAGUGAGUCUCCGUUUUUGUAGUCAGUCUUUCACUGGAGUGGACUGUAUGCUGGGCUCUGGACAAAUUGUAGUCCCGUAUUCGUCUGACCAACGCGGGAGACGGACGUUUGUGGCAGUUGUAUGGGACAAAACAGUUCACAGGCUGGCAAAAUGACUGCUCCUGUCCGUGUCAUCGUGGUGGGAGGAGGAUGUCGGGGUGAAGUCUACUCCCAGUAUGCGUCUAUUCAUCCCGAACGAAUGAAGGUUGUUGCAGUGGCUGAUCCACGGAAAUUUGCAAGGACCAAACUUCAAAAACAACACAAAAUCGUGGAGGAAAACGUAUUUGAAGACUGGCAGGCUGUAGUUGAAAGAGACAAGUUUGCAGAUGCUGUGUUAAUUUGCACCCCAGAUCGCCUCCAUAAGGAACCUGCUGUGGCCUUUGCAAAGAAGGGAUACCAUGUUCUUCUGGAGAAACCAAUGGCAACAACUGCAGAAGACUGCACGGCGAUCGUGGAGGCUUGCAUUCAGAGCGGCGUGAUGCUGUCCGUGGGUCACGUUCUCCGGUACGAUCCAGUCAUCCACAAGAUAAAGAAGCUCAUAGACGCUGGAGUCAUAGGUGAUGUGAUCCAUAUUCAGCACCUGGAACCGGUUGGGUUUUAUCACUUUGCUCACUCGUUUGUUAGAGGGAACUGGAGAAACGAAGCAGAGAGCUCUUUUGCUCUUCUCGCUAAAUCUUGCCAUGACAUUGACCUCAUACAUCACUGGGCUGGAGGGCGCAGGUGUGUGAAAGUGUCGUCAUUUGGAUCCGUGAGCCACUUCAAUAAAGACAACAAGCCAGCAGGGGCUGCAGAUCGCUGCCUUAACUGUUCAGUAGAAAAAGACUGCCCGUACUCAGCAUGCAAAAUCUACUUAGACAGUGUGAAGAAGGGUCACACUGGCUGGCCAGUAUCAGUUAUAUGCCCCAAUUCACUCCCAGACAUUGAGUCAGUAACAGAGGCAUUGAAGACUGGACCGUAUGGCCGCUGUGUCUAUGAGUGUGACAAUGACGUCUGCAGUAACCAGGUUGUCAACAUGGAGUUUGAAGGGGGUGUGACGGCAGCCUUUUCCAUGGUGGCAUUCACCGAGGAGAUUUGCAAGCGAAAAACAACCAUUUACGGCAGCAAGGGCGAGCUCUCAUGCAAUGGCCAUGAGAUCCAUGUGUUCAACUUCCUGACCCAGAAAUCCACAAAGCACACAGCAGACUAUAACACUCCCAGGCAGUUCGGUAUGAGUGGACAUGGUGGAGCAGACUACUGCCUUAUGCAUGCCUUCAUUUCUGCUGUGGCAAACAAUGAUCCAUCACUGAUACGGUCUGGUCCUGUGGAGACACUGCAGAGUCAUUUGCUGGUGUUUGAAGCUGAGCGCUCACGACUGGAGAGCAGAGUGCUGCACUGUGGGGACACUAAACAAAGCUAAAAGAAAACACCUACAACAUUUUUUUAGCAUAUUUUGUUAUAGCUUCUUAAUAAAUCAGUGUAGUAAUACCUAUAUUGUUAGUUAUUGAACAAAACAAUUAAACUUAACUUUACUCUAGUAAUUUGUCAAUUACUAGAUUUAUAUACAAACGCGGACAUAUAUGUGUAGUUUACCAGAUGUUUUUGCAACAAGGACUUUUUUCUAGUGAAGCAAAGAUGUCCUGAGAAAGUAUGAUGAUUAAUGACAAUGACACUCACUUCCUAAAAUGAUUACAUAACUGAUUCAUGUCAGAAAAAGAAAUAUUAAUCUCAAGGGACUACCUGGUUUAAUAAAUGCUAAAUAAAAUCUGUUUUUAGUCUUGUGUCUUUAGUUUCCACGUUUUUUUUUUGUUGUUUUUUUUCUUCCACAGACUAUCACACUACAAAACCUGACACUAGUCUUGACACAGUAGGACAUGGAAAGAAGUCACACCUUAAAUUUUGAGACAGUGUGUCACAUCCAGUCUUCAGCACCUGGACUCUUCUGCUCCAAAGCCAUGCUAUUGUAAACACUGCCCAGCCAGUGAGAGCAUCAAGCCCCCAGUCCUCCACCUCUGGUUUCAAGCGUAAGAGAGAGGAGGCUGACCAGGAAGAGCUACCCCCUAGUCGGAGAGCGAGGAGAUCCAACCCUCAGCCCUCCAGCUCUCGCUUCCAGCAUGGACGACAGGCGGGUGCCCAUCAGGAGGUAAACACUGCCCAGCCAGUGAUGUGGUGCAACCCUCAGCCCUCCACCUUUGGUUUCCAGCAUAGACGACCGAAGGCUGCCAAUCAAGAGGUAAACACUGCCCAGCCAGUGAGAGCAUCAAGCCCCCAUCCCUCCAUCUCUGGUUUACACUUGAACCCUGACUGGAGAACGAGGAGAUCCAGCCCCCAUCCCUCCAUCUC